ACCAUUUAUUUUAAGCAUUGGCUAAUCGCAGGCAAGUCACUUAUUGUCGGAACUUGACAAACUUAAAACGGUGCGUUUAACGAGCAAGGGGAAUACAUACAACCGUUAAGGACAGUGGGCGUACUGAAAGAAAAUCGCAAGGCAACGGCGAGAUCUUUGACUUAAAAGUGCCAGAAAACUUGAAUUGCUUCUCUUUGAUUGAUUUUCUAGCGACAGAGUUUGUUUAUAUUUGGCUCGUCUUUUUUUUAACCCGAAGAAGGAUUUCUAUUUGGUGCAGCAGAAGGAUGGGCAAGAAUCAUCAGUCACUCAAGCCUGGAGAAUGUAAAAAGCAAAUGGUACCCACACCAGAUCCUACAGCCUGUUUCAGGACAUUGCCGACACUAGUCAGUCUACUGUUAUCAGUCGCUUCUGUAGCAUUGUGUUUAUUAUUAAAUGUUAAGACGACAGUGUUGCAAGAUAAAGUAAAGCUAUUGGAAAAUCAGAAAGGAAGCAUUUCAUUGCAAGCGGCGCGAGACAAUGCAGAUUUGUUGUUUGUGCUACAGAAGAGAAUCGACCAACUUCAGGAGGAGUUAACAAACACAGUUGGAAAAAUCAGGACAAUUAGAGAUGUUACAUCUGAAUGUCUUUGUCCACCAGGUCCCCCAGGGAAGCGAGGCAAAACAGGAAGAAGAGGAGCCACUGGGCCUUCCAGGAUCAAAAGGAGAAAAGGGUGAUCAAGGUUACUCUGGAUCAGCAGGUUCUCUAGGUCCAACAGGUCCUCCAGGAGUCUCAGGAAAAGAUGGCCCACGUGGAUUUCCAGGAGCUCCAGGUGAACCUGGGGAGAAAGGUGAAAGUGGACCUCCAGGAUUGAAUGGUAUAGUGGGUCGUAAAGGAGAGUCGGGGCUCCCAGGAAUUCCAGGACAGAAAGGCGACAAAGGAGAAACUGGUUCCUUUGGUCCACCUGGUGAACCAGGUUUGAAUGGUAGUAAAGGUGAAAAAGGUGAUGCGAGUGAAAAAGGUGAUAGAGGAUUCCCUGGUGUACAGGGAAAUCCUGGUUCAAUGGGUCUUACAGGUCUCCCUGGUCAAAAGGGAGAAAAGGGAAAACCAGGUGAACCAGGAUUAGAUGGCUUUCCAGGACUCAGAGGGCAAAAGGGGAACAGAGGUGAAAAAGGAGACAAGGGCGAAAGAAGUCAUCCAGGCAAAAGAGGGCCUAAGGGGCAGAAGGGAGAUCAAGGCCCUCCUGGAUUAGAUCAACCUUGUCCAGUGGGCCCUGAUGGUCUGCCAAUUCCAGGAUGUUGGCACAAGUGAUUACUAAUUAGCAAGCAAGGAGUUGUGUACAUGCUACUUGUGCUUGACGAAGAAACUCAACUGAUACCAUGUUAAGCCUUGCGUAUUGGACAAGGACCGAGUUGUAUGGAACAGAUAUUAUUCCCUAUUUUCAUUUUAUCCAUUUUUACUAAAAGUGGAAGAAAAGCAACAUAAGUUAGCUAUGAUAAAGAUAAAUAUAUCUCACAAUUCCAGUUGUGGAUGUCAAAGCACCAGUGCGUCACAGGUAACUUCAAUUGAAGAUUGCAUUAGUAACUUCUGGAGAUAGCCUCUAGGCAUUGUGAUAGCCGGUAUCUUAUUAUGAAAAUAAGUGUUUGAUGCUCUCAGUGACAUCAUUUUGCAUGUAGCUGAUGAGAAACCCUUAAGGAUGCAAGUGCUACAAAAAUAAUACCUUCCACUUUUAUGACACCUGUACCCACUCGGGCAAAUCCAGAAAUGCCUGGAGACUCAUAUUCCUGAGUGAAGUUUCUUAUUUCUGCUUCUAAGUGGAGUUGCCAACUUGAUCAAGCCACAUUUAUCAAAAUUUCAACCCAUUCCAGGAAUAUUAUAAGAUAAACUGCAGUUGGUGCUAGUUUGUACAUAUCAAUCAAGAUUAAUUCAGACAACCCUUUUAAAUAAACUCAGAUUUUGCUGUGCUCAAUGGUUCAAUUAACAGCACUACCUUCUGCAAUAGCUGUCCUAUUUUGAACAUGUAACACAUGGGACCUCUCAGAGCUUCCAAACACUGGAAAUACUGCUAAUUUGCACCUCACUCAAUCCCACCACAUUGCUAAUCUCUGCAAUUCUUCAUGAAAAACCCUGGGAAUUAGGAGAAAAGUUCACCUUUGAAUUAUCAGCACUAAACAUGUAUGAGAAUAUCAGCCACCAGCUGUAUUCACAUUAGCACUUUUGGCAUCGGUGAGAGUUCUCAUCUAUGCAUAUAGAGUGGCCACAAUAAUCAGCAAAUACUGCUUAUGAAAAAAAAUUUUGCUUUAGCUAAAGUUUUCCAAGGUUUAAGAUCUCUUCAGUUUUGCAUCUUAUCUUAGCCUCAAUUUCAUUAAAACAGGAACAAAUUUAGGUUGAAGAUAAUGGUUUAGGAACAGGCUCUAGCUUGACAUUCCUAGUAAUGGAGGAGUAGAUGAAAUUAUCCACAUCGUCCUUCACUCAGACUUAAAGUAUUAUUCAGGCUGCCAUUCUUAUCAUCCUGCCUUAUGCCUAUGAAACAUUUAACAAAAUAUUCACCAUGUUAAAAAUUAAAAACAUUUUCACCUAAGUUGCUCAGACAUCUAAUGAAGAUCCAUUACAAUGAAGCUCUUUACAAAGCUCUCCUGGUAAGCAUGAAUUCUCUGCUCUUCAAGGUUCAACUAUGGUCAAGUCAGGUAAAAUGAUUGUUUAAUGAAAAAAUACCUAAGAAGAUCUUCAUAGCAUCUUGACAACUUGGAAGACAUUUUUUGUUCUGGUCAGCGUAACAAAUGUAAGAACUUCAAAAUGACAUUAGUUCAAAGCAAGUAUCCAUUGAGGGAACAACUUCCUCAAGAUGAGAGAGCAAGAUAACAAGCCACCCACGAUGGGAUUACAUAUCAUCAGGCUGGUUGAGUUGCUGAGGAAGUCUCACUUAAGAAAUAAAGAUAUUCUAAUUUGAUGUCCCUAUGAUCUGCUGUUAUACAAGUUUGUUUUGUCACAAUGAAACUCGCUGUAAAAAUUAAAGUUAAAGAUGAACAGCAAAUGGUAAUUACCAAUAGGUAUUUUAUAUAGCACAAACCAAGGAUGAUCUUCCUUGUACAUGCCAGUGGCUGUGUGAGAUAAACCACAAAAUAGAAAAUACUCAGAAACCCCCUGGUGACAUCUUGUAUCUUGUUAUCUGUGCAAUUAAAAGGUAUUCUUGCAAACAACAUACAUGUUGACAUUGCUUGCACAAAUCUCACAGCUUCUAAUAUGUCAAUAUCAGUACAUUGAGCAGCCUUUAUUCUGUUACGUCUUGUACCUUCUUAAUUCAUUGAAAAUUAAAAAUAUUUGUCAUUGUUUAUCAUAGUAUGUUAUACAUUUAAAAGUUUUUAGAAAUGCGAAGUACUGUAAUAGAUUUUGGAUUUGAUUACUUUUGGGCUUAAGUUAUAACUAGAAAUAGCUAAAAUAAAGGUGGGCUUUUUUCCCUAAGAAGUGCAUUUACAAAUAAUUAAUUUGUUUGCAUAAUAAUUGAUUUUAUGAAAAAUAGACUUUUUUUCUAUAGCAUGAAAAAGUAUUUGGAAAUUAAUAAUUAGGCCUUCCGAGUGUUUCAAAUAAAAAUGUGAA
Molecule: messenger RNA, 3573 nt
Organism: Pristis pectinata (smalltooth sawfish)
Lineage: Eukaryota; Metazoa; Chordata; Chondrichthyes; Rhinopristiformes; Pristidae
Product: collagen alpha-1(XXIII) chain-like
Exons: 14
Coding region: 607-1287 (226 amino acids)
Source: RefSeq, a predicted model, not a curated record